This is a messenger RNA of Patella vulgata (common limpet), 1644 nucleotides long. Its product is annotated as multiple epidermal growth factor-like domains protein 10. Gene Ontology annotation, molecular function: scavenger receptor activity. The record is from RefSeq and is a predicted model, not a curated record. The transcript is spliced from 4 exons. Bases 1 to 1644 code for a protein of 547 amino acids. NCBI's taxonomy places the organism in Eukaryota, Metazoa, Mollusca, Gastropoda, Patellidae.
AUGGUGAAGACUAGAUGUACAGUAACUAACUGUAUAGGUAACUGUGACAGAAAUACAGGAGAGUGUUCUGACUGUAAACCAGGUUUCUAUGGUACAAACUGUCAACAGACAUGUACAGUAACUAACUGUAUAGGUAACUGUAACAUAAAUACAGGAAAGUGUUCUGAAUGUAAACGAGGUUUCUAUGGUUCAAACUGUCAAUAUAGAUGUAGUAAUGGUUGUACAAACAAUAACUGUAAUAAAGAUAAUGGUACCUGUACAUGUAAAUCAGGUUUUACUGGAGAUAAAUGUGAGAAUUGUCAACAAGGUAAAUAUGGUGAUGACUGUCAACAGAACUGUAGUAAUGGAUGUGUAGAUCAUACCUGUUCUAAAUCAGAUGGAACUUGUCCUGUCUGUACGUCUGGUUGGUCUGAUGCAAGAUGCAAUUCAUCAUGUGAUAUAACUAACUGUAUUGGUAACUGUAACAAGACUACAGGACAAUGUAAUAGUUGUAAUAAUGGAUGGUACGGUACAAACUGUCAACAGGGCUGUGGUGAGGGCUGUUUAAAUCAUAACUGUUCUAAAUCAGACAGAACUUGUCACGUCUGUACGUCUGGUUGGUUUGAUGCAAGAUGCAAUUCCACAUGCAACAUAACUAACUGUAUAGGCAACUGUAACCAGAAUACAGGACAAUGUAGAGCAUGUUAUCCAGGUUGGUACGGUCAAAACUGUAAAAGUCAGUGUAAUGAGGGUUGCUUAUAUAACACAUGCAUUAAAUUAGAUGGGUCUUGCUCUGUUUGUACAACCGGUUGGUAUGGUACAAACUGUGCAUCUAAAUGUGUAAGUAAUUGUAUUAGAGGGUGUGAUAAAUCUAGUGGUAUUUGUCGUCAGUGUAAACCAAAUACAGUAGGUCCAUAUUGUAAUUCAACAUGUGGUAGUGGAUGUCAACCAAUCACAGGUAAUAUAACAUGUAAUAGAAAUGGUGUAUGUACCAGUUGUAUUAUGGGAAGAUAUGGUGAUAGAUGUGAUAUGUCUUGUAAUAUUACAUGUAAUAGUGGAUGUGAUAGAUAUAAUGGUACCUGUAUUAAUGGAUGUAUUAAAGGUAAAAGUGGAGAAUAUUGUGAUAAGUACUGUAAUGAUAAUUGUAUUCAUUGUAAACAAGAUGAUAAUAACUCUUGUACUGAAUGUAAAGAUGGAAGAUCGGGAACAUCGUGUAAUGAAAUUUGUAGUUUUAACUGUAAUACACCGGAUGAUUCUUUUAUUAGUGUAUGUGACCAGAUGACAGGAAGUUGUUCGGGUGGAUGUCAAACCGGAAAGACAGGAAGCGACUGUUCCCAAGAUAAACCUGAAAAGAGUGCAUCUGAAGGUUUUAGCCCUGUGGUUGGUGGUAUUAUAGGAGCUUUGUUUGGGAUAGUAGCCACAGGGCUGAUUGGUAUUAUCGGCUUCUGUUAUUACAUCAAAAGAAAGCCUCCACCUCAACCAGCUAGAGAAACACCUGGUUAUAGAUAUAAUAAUCGUCCAGAUACCUACGUCAGUCCAGUUGUAACGGAAGAAAACACUUACGAUACAUUAGAACAAGCUUCAAAUGACCAUGGUGAUGUAGCUGAUCCUUAUUAUAAGACAUUGAAACAAGUCCCUGUAUAUGUAAAUCUUGGAAAGGAAUAA